This is a messenger RNA of Saimiri boliviensis boliviensis (Bolivian squirrel monkey), 3516 nucleotides long. Lineage: Eukaryota; Metazoa; Chordata; Mammalia; Primates; Cebidae. The record is from RefSeq and is a predicted model, not a curated record.
CGGGGGAGGCCCUGGGGUCGGCGGGACACCAGGCGGUCUCUCUCCCUGGGGGGAGGCGCGAGGUCCCCCAGCAGCCGGGGCCCCAGCAGAUGGCGGGGGCUGCAGCAGCGGCUCGCCGGGUCCCCAGCCGCGCGGACGGGCCCCGCCUAAAGGCGAGUGGCCACGCAGGAGCGCCCCCUUCCCGGAGGGCGCGUCCUGCAGCCACCAAACCGCCCCAGAGACCCCCGCAGCCGGAAAGGCCGGCGCCGCGGGACUCCGGGCGCCCGGGAACCCACCGCCCGCCACUAGUGCUGUCCCACGGCGCGGGAACAAAGCCAGGCGGGUGCCCGGGAGCCGGCGCCGCGAGCCUGGGGACGGGACGCGAGUGGGACAGGCAGCUACGCUGGCGCCGCCUCGACGUCCCCUCUCGGGAAAACGGCCUAGCGCGCCCCGAUGCCGGGCAGGACCCCUCCGCCCGCUGCUGGAACACCGACGGCAGCCUCGGAGCCUCUGGGCCGGAGGAAUGGGGCCUCCACCGACACCUGCCUGCUUCUUCUCUCACCUCGCAGCCUCCCACACCUGUUGGUCUGACCUCUGCCCCGCCGCUGCCACGGGGCCAUUUCAGGCUUUUCACCUGGUUCGAGCUCACUCUAUCUAACCCUCUAAAUGCGGUGCGGAAUAAAAAAAAAUGAGGAAUGUGCCAUGGCAAAGCCUGGGCAUUUCAAGUCCUCUUCCGGAUUCUCAUCAACCCCUCUGUACAGGCAUCUUUAUCCGGAAUUCAGCUAGUCCCAAACCCCACUUGUGUUUUUGAAUCCAGCAGCCUCUUUGAAUCAGGAGUCCUUCCUAUAGAGAGAAGUAUCCUUUAGGCCAGAAGCAGCCUCCAUUUUUUUCGCAGUCCCAUUUCAUACACAACACUUUCUUCUGAUUUUAAAGCCAUUUGAUAGAGAAGGGACAAGAAACAACCUUUGUCCCCCAUGUGCGCUCCUGGUAGACUAGAUAUCUUCCAGACAUUAUCUCAUUUACUCCCCUGAAAUUACUACUAGGUAGAUAUCAUGUCCGUUGAGAGGUGAGAAAGCUGAAACUCAGCGACCUAAGAACCCUGGCUGAGGUCUGCCUCCUCUGAAGCUUCAUCUCUUGCCACCACUUUCUGGUGCACACCUAGGACAGGUUUCAAUCCCUGAGAUCUUAGGAUGAGAGUUCUUUUUGCCAAAUACCAGCUGCUGUGCCAGAAGAGAUCAUGGAACCAGGUGUGGCGACCUGCUUGAGAAGAGGAGCCAAAACAUCUCAUCUUAGUUGAACUGUCCUGGAACAGAAGUGAGUAAGGUGGACCAGAUGUGGUAGCACUUUGGGAGACCGAGGUGGAAGGAUUGCUUGAGGCCUAGAGUUUGAGAACAGCCUGGGCAACAUAGCAAGAUCCUGUCUUUAUAAAAACUCCAAAUUAAAAAAAAAAAAAAAAAAAAUGGGUAAGGCAACUUGAACUGGAAGUGCACAGAAAUAUCAAUUUUGUAAGGCUUUUCCCAAUGUCUUAGAGGGAUGGAACCUGAAGGGAGGAGGAGGAGGCAAACAAGGAGGAAAGUGAAAUGAUUUAUAAAUGACUUGCUAAUUUAGUCCAAAGGGAGUAAUGAUAAUUAGGGCAUUCUUCCCACACAAAGAUGACACAAUUGACCCACUAUCAUUGAGGCAAGCAGUUUGGGCUGUUUUUCCAGUUGUAUGACAGUGACGGUGUGUCAACCGCAAGACCUCACCCACGUUUCUUUGGGACCUGGGAGUGUGGAAAAUAACAGCCAGAUUUGAGGUACAAAUCGUGCUGCCCAGCCUGUAAAGCCUUUCGCAGCAAUCUAAGCCUGACUGCUCCUGUUACAUGGUCAAAGUCAUUUUAAUCUACUUUAGCUCAUUCCUUGUAAAAUAUUCAAGAAUUGUAUUUUGUCUUGAAAAGCAUGAAUUUUAUUGUUUAUGGGAAGUUAUUGUUUAAGGAGUACAGAAUUUCAGUUUGAGGUGAUGAAACAGUUUUGAAAAUGGGUAGUGACCAUGGUCACCCAACGUUGUAAAUGUAUUUAAUGCCAUUGUACACUUACAGGGCUUUAAAGUAAACAUGAAAUUUUCUGCAUUUGUUUGACCAACUGUUAUCCUCUCUAAGGUACUUGAAAUUCUGACAUUGCCACUGGAAUUUACUAUUUAAAUAUUGUUGGUCUUCUUGGGAUUCCAUCAGUACUCCAAGCCUUCCUUCAUUUCUAAUUUAAGUCAUUGUGUAGGAAUACCUAACGCUCUUGUUAGCACUAGGGAACGUAUCUGAGUCACAUGCACCAAAGUGUGUGAGCAGCAGCAAAUCUGUAUGGGUCUGCGGCAACCUCAAUUUUGCCUCCUCGAAAGAAAGAAUUCUUCCAAGAGACAUAGGCAGAGGGAGAGACCAAGGCAAGUUUUAGAACAGUAGUGAAAGUUUACUGAAAAGUUUUAGAGCAAGAAUGAAAGGAAAUAAUGUACACGUGGAAGAGGACCAAGCGGGCAACUUUAGGGAUUCAAGUGCGCUGCUUGACCUUUGACCUGGGCUUUUAGACAUUGGCAUGCUUCCAGGGGGUUGUGUCCUGUCUCCCCUGAUUCUUUUCUUGGGGUGGGCUGUCUGCAUGUGCAGUGGCCUGCCAGCCCUUGGGAAGGGCCACAUGCUCAGUUCGGUAACUGAAGUUGUGCGCAUGCUCACUUGAGGCAUUCUUCCCUUAAUAGACGAGGGUUCCAAGGUCAUAUAUUAGUACCAGUUAAAUGCCGCAAUUUUGCCCCUUAGUGCACGCCUGUGAGCCAGCUCUCCCAAACUCCUAAAAUCUUUUCGGGAAGCUGCUGAUUACCAGUUUUAGGUAUUUUCUAUCUAUUGGGAGACUGCCUUUCCAAUAAUAAUUGGUGCCAGCUGUGACCAAUUAUUUUAGAAAGGCAGUUUAACAACUGCCUGACCACCUGAUGAUUGAUGAUGAUCACCACCUGACCACCUGACAGUCCUGCCCUGCUCAUGUCUGACUGCCUACCUACUGUGACACUAUGGAAUUAAAUGAGAACAACUUAAAAUUUGGGAUUAUUUUAACAGCUUCAUUGAAGUAUAAUUGAUAUACCACAAAGUCUACUUAACGUGUUCAGUUUGAUACGCACAUCCACAUAGAUAUACUAUUUAAAAACCCAUCACCACAACAAAGGAUAUAUUCAUCACACUCAAAAGUUUCCUCAUGUAACCCUCCCUCCCAGCCUUCCUUACCUCUCCACGCUGCCAGGCAACCCCUGAUAUGCUUUAUGUAACUAGACAUUAAUUUGUAUUUCCUAGAAUUUUAUAUAAUUGGAAUCACACAUUGUAUACUCUAUUUUAUCUGGCUUCUUUUACUCGGCAAAAUUAUUUUGAUUCCCUGAUGUUGUAGCAGGUAUCAUUAGUUCAUUUCUUUUAUUACUGAGUAGUAUUCAACUGUGGGGAUACACCAGUGAUUUUACCCAUUCCCUUAUUGAUGAACGUUUUGGCUGUUUCUAGAUUUGGGCUGUUGCGAAUAAAGCUGCUAUGAACAUUCA